Lymnaea stagnalis (great pond snail) is the source of this 16867-nucleotide messenger RNA. NCBI's taxonomy places the organism in Eukaryota, Metazoa, Mollusca, Gastropoda, Lymnaeidae. The record is from the annotation of a GenBank genome assembly.
GGAGAGCUCUGGUUUAUUCUCAUACAAUGACCCGUUAAUGACAUGAGGCAUUCGGGAGGCAGGUGCGUUCCUUAAUGUAUUCCUCAUGUUCGGUGUUAGGAAUUCUCUUUUCGUGCGCACUUUGAUUUCUUCAUCCCCAUCGCUGUCUUGGCCUCGGUGUUCGACGGUGCAGUACUAAAUUGUUCUCCGUUCAAGUUAUGCUUCCGCGCCGACUUUAAUUCUAUACAAGGUUUCCGGGUUAACCGAAAGGAGGAAAUAAUUUAAAGAAAAUAGAUAUCCAGUGCCCCAGCGUGUGUGCUGCCCAACUGUGAGCGACAGUAGAAGUGAAGAAGUCGUGUGUAGUGAUUUCAUCAUCAUCAUCACCCCGUGUUUGUUUAUACUCAGCCUAAUCUACAACCGUGGAUUCCGUGAGGGUCGGUUCAUCCAGUGUUUAUUUCACCUGAGCUCAGGUCACCUGCCAGUCCUGGAAUAAGGUGGUUCAAUCUUAAUUUGCAUAUUCCCCCCCUUCCCAACCCCCCUCCUCCACUUUUCGUCGGCGAUUCGCCAUUAUGUGAUUCCCGCUUUGUCAGCGCAGUUGCUUGUUGUGAGAGUCUUUCCGCCUUUCUUUUUUUGUCCCUUAACAUUUCGUAGAACGCGGCUUCUCACUUGAUCGCGCGCUUGUCUUGGUCUCACUGUCACGCGAGCGCUGGGUGUUUUCAUCGGAUUGUUCGUGGGAUUCUUUUCAAACUAUGAUGUGAAUAAAGGUAAGAUUUUUUUUUUUUUAAUUUAUAAUAAUAAUAAACGAAUAAAAUGGAUGUUACCUAUAACUUAAAGGCAGUAGACCCAACAGACAGUGCAUAGGGGUUAUUCGCCAGACAAGGGCAUCGCUUUGCUUGUAGUAGAGUAGAGAGCGGCAGAAAGGUAAAGGCCGCGUUGAACUUCACUGCUGACUCUUGUGGUGUUUAUAUUACUUGACAUGUUAUAUGCCCUAGGCCCUUGACAUUAAUUUGGGACUGUUGUGUCAUGUGACCGGUUUUGAAACUGUAUAUUCAAUGCCGGACUCUAUCAGGAUUUAAGAGUGAAACUAGACUAUACACGAUAGUGUUAAUCGGUAGACUGGGCACGGGGCAUCAACGAAAAAGAAUGCUUUUUACGUGUGGGGGUAUAUAAAAAAAAGAAUUUUUUUUUUUUAAAGAGGGGAGAGGUAGUUUGUAUUUUGCCCAAUGAAAUAUGCAGCUUUACAGAUACGCCCCCUCCCCUGCCCACCCUCUUUUAAAGGAAUGACCCUUCUUAGAUAUGAAACGAAGUUGCAAUAUCUAUCAAAUCUAUGGCUAAUUCUUGUGUAUGAUGAGGUGGGUGGGAGUGUAAUUAUUUUCAUUAGAAAAUGUUAAGUUUGGUAGGGAAUGUACCUCUCUCAGGCAUAGUCGGGAUUUAAUGUUAAUAAAAUAGUUAUGGGGGACACGUGAAUUGUUGAAUGAAGUGUAGGGGGAUUGGUGCACAGCCUAGUGGCACAGCCAAGUCUUUUGUUUGAUAUUGGUUGCAUCAUGAAUCUGGGGGGGGGGGGGGGGGGGGGCCGCUGUCACGGGCGUUUUGUGGUUUUUUUUCAGCCUACGUAAGCAGAUCCGUCAUAAGUUAUAAGUUUAGGCAUUAGUGUUUAAUAGUGAUUUGACGGGUAGAGCAUGCCACUGCCAAAUCUCUUUUCAUUGAAAAGGCCAGUUAUGGUACGCAAUUGAUCUAGGCCAUGGUCCUGUGCUGUUCACUGGUAGUCGGCAGGUUCCAACCGCUUAUUGGUUUAAUUAAAAACAUCAUACUUAGUAGGAAAGUGCUUUCAUGUUGUAUAUCAUUCAGUGGUCCUCAAAUUGGUGACAGUGCAGUGACAUGUCUCAAUACUAAGGUCCACUAUUUUUUAUUUUAAUUCUUAGAUUAAAAUAACUAAAAGAAUACUAGUUUUAAAUAGAAAAAAAUUAAAGGGAUUUUAGUAAGGUAUGAGGAGAAAAUGGGGGGGGGGGGGGUAAAUGCUGCCCUUGCUCGCACUCCAGACGCCCUUGCCAUGGAGGGAGGGGACCUUUCUGUGUUAAAACAACUGUUCUCAACAAAGCUUAAGGCUGAGGUUUGAAUGAAUACCUUAGAAAAUACAUGUAAUUUGAAUCGUAAUACGUCGGCAAUCGUAAUUUUGUAUUUAGAUGAACACGGCAGAUUUAGAUCGCGAUCAUUUUUCGUAACAAGGCUGUCGUCCAUGAGUCGCCAAACUAGUUGGUCGUCUUUUGACAUUUUUGAGAACUUCAUCACUCAGCACUGUAUCACUGUUAUUUAAUGCGUAUCACUGUUAUUUAAUGCGUAUCACUGUUAUUUAAUGCCUGGUUGUCGACCCUGAAUUAUUAUAAUUUUAAGUUAAAUAACACGUUGAAGCACGUGUUAAGUUUGUUAGUCUCAACUUUGGCCCCGUGUUAACUUGAAGUCUUUAUAAACAUUAGAUCUAUAGCAAAUACUGAGUGAAAAUUUUAGAUUUAAAAAAAAAAAAUUUGUAAAGAUCAAGUGCCAUAUGUUUUUAAGAUUUAGAACAUGCGUGUGUUCUCUCUCUCUCUCUCUCUCUCUCUCUCUCUCUCUCUCUCUCUCUCUCUCUCUCUCUCUCUUCCUCCCACCCUCCUAUUUUUCUUUUUUUUAAAUUUUAGAUUUAAAAAAAAAAAAUAUGUAUAGAUCAAGUGUCAUAUGUUUUUAAGAUUUAGAACAUGCGUGUGUUCUCUCUCUCUCUCUCUCUCUCUCUCUCUCUCUCUCUCUCUCUCUCUCUCUCUCUCUCUUCCUCAAACCCUCCUAAGUUUCUUUCUUUUCGGCUUUGUUACACCAGCAUUAAAGGAUAUGCUGAUUUAAAACGUGCUUGUAAUGUAUCGUAUAGCGUGCUUGCUUAGUAUCGCCUUUUACUCAAUUAUUAGUCAUUUUGGUAUAGAGUACCGUGCUAUUUACACAAUGACUUGCCUGUACCCUGCUAAUAACAUCGUAGUUUCUCCUGGCAAAGAGUUCGCCCGUUACAGUUAAAACUGGCGUCGACUGGAGAGUAUUAGCCCUGAUUGGCCGCACACAAGUCAAGUUGACUGUAGCAUUAGGCUUUGUUAACCCGUUAAGGCCCACGAUCGCCCAGAAAUGUUAAAUGGCAUUUCGUGGAGCCUGUCUGAGGCUGGUUCAGGACUCGGGAGACCACACUGCUCGCCCACACCACCCCCGCCACUUUAUUGAAAUCAGUGGCCAUGUUUAAAACGUGAAAAUGUCAGCGUGGGAAUCUCUGAAUAUGUGGACUACUUCCUUAGUUUCGCCACCCUUCUGGUUCACAUUCUUCCACUAAAAACCCUGAACUUUAUGUCAUCAGUACGUAAGGUACCUUUUUUAAAAAAAAAUGUUUCUAUUUAAAUUAAAUCAUUCAAUUUUCAUGACACCUGUUCUAUAAUCAUAUUAGGACCACUGGGUCCUAUUAGGACCAAUGGGUCCUAUUAGGACCACGGGUGUAGGAUUGGUGGUGGAGGGGAGCCCUGGGCGGCACUUUUUUGGGCGGGGAGAGGCACUGUGUACAAUACAUGUUGGAUGUGUAUUCUUGGUCCACUGUGUACAAUACGUGUUGGAUGUGUAUUCUUGGUCCAAUGUGUACAAUACAUGUUGGAUGUGUAUUCUUAGUCCACUGUUUAUGACAUGUUGGAUGUGUAUUCUUGAUCCACUGUGUAUAUGACAUGUUGGAUGUUUAUUCAUGGUCCACUGUGUAUAUGACAUGUUAGAUGUGUAUUCAUUAUCCUUUGUGUAUAUGACAUGUUGGAUGUGUAUUAUGGUCCACUGUUUAUAUGACAUGUUGGAUGUGUAUUCUCGGUCAACUGUAUAUGAAAUGCUGGAUGUGUUGUCUUGGUCUUGGUGAUUUUCGCAAGCAAUGAUGGAUGGCAAAAAUCACCGAUCUCCCAGGGCGUCAUAAACCUCAGCUACUCCACUGAUUAGAACCGCUAAACAGAAACAAAAUGCGAAGACGCAUGACAUCUAUUAUCUCCUAUGACCGGUGACAUUCGACACCGCCACGUGUGGAAGCAUGCCUAGGCCAGAACCAACCGAUCGUUUUCAAACGGGCGUCUGUAGCCCCAAUACCGACCAAACCAGAAACUAUACGAUAGCGGUGUUGCAAACGAUGAGACUUUAGUUCACCAGUGUCAACAAUAUAAAUUUAAUAUCCCAUCGUUACGUUGCCUAAGGUGGUCGCCCCUUACACCAACGUUCCCCUGCCCGCUAUCUGUUUUCAACCCGAUCUUCUACUGCCCAGCGCCCUCUGCCCCCACUCCCCCAGUUCCUCAAACCCCCACACAAUUUCACUGCAGCGAGAUUCGGUUUCUGUGUUGAGUCAUUAGCGGGAAGCUGUCCAGUGUAAUGAAAUCAUUCUGUGACCGACCUCGACAUGCCGUCUUUGAUCGCUGUAAAUAUUGUCAUCCGUUCAAUACCUGCGUCUGGCAACAGAUUUAACGCGCACGUGACGUAGGUUACUGUUUGAGAUUGAGUGCACUGUCGAUGACGAGGGUUAAUUAAAAUAGUUUCUCUUGUUACUUUUCAGUCCCACGGUGACUUAUCUGGCAGCAGAGGGGUACAUUAUGGAUGAUGCGCCAUGGCAGCCAAGUACACAGUUGCCAUUGUGAGACACGGUGAGAGUGUGUUCACCAAACAGAAUUUAUUUUGUGGAUUUGCACACGAUGCAGAUUUGACUGAAGUAGGGAUCCAAGAGGCUAUUCGAGCUGGUCAGGUGAUUAUAUAUUUUUUUUUUAAAACGUCUACAUCCUUUGUUUUGUUUUAUUAUUAUUGUUACAAAAUUCCCCCCCCCCCCAAACCAGGGUAACCCCGUAUUUUCGGUACGUUACCAGACUUUUUGAGCUAACCCCCCCUAAUCAAUAAAACAUGUAAAUAAAAAAAUUGAACAUGAAGUAAAGAAUUAUUGCACACGAUGCAGAUUUGACUGAAGUAGGGAUCCAAGAGGCUAUUCGAGCUGGUCAGGUGAUUAUAUAUUUUUUUUUUAAAACGUCUACAUCCUUUGUUUUUUUUUAUUAUUAUUGUUACAAAAUUCCCCCCCCCCCCAAACCAGGGUAACCUCGUAUUUUCGGUACGUUACCAGACUUUUUGAGCUAACCGCCCCUAAUCAAUAAGACAUGUAAAUAAAAAAAUUGAACAUGAAGUAGAGAAUUGGUGACGUAUGUGGUUCACUUAAACUUUCUGACUGAUCACAAACAUGAUUAAAUCAUAAAGAGGCAUAGCAUAGACAUCUCAAUACUGACGCGCUCCUUCUGUGGUUUUGAUUUAUACGAUUUUUUAUUUUUAAAUCGAUAGCUUUUAUACUUGUAUCAUAUGAUGCUUGGCCAGUGGUUUAAGCUGGGUGAAUCCCAAACUCAUGGACUGGAGCUCAAUGCCCAGGAAAAGUCUAGACAAGCAAAAAAACACCAGCACCCGGGUUGGAUGGGGCUCGUUAACCCUGGAUGGCAGCUUCAUACAAGGGAAGGCAAACUCUGAAGUCAAACCGGGUGAUGGAGUCACGGGUGAUGGAGUCACGUAGGCGGUAUGACAUUGAUAGAAUGAAAAUUCGGACAACUUCUGUGACGUGGAACGCAUAAAGAGCAAUGUGAGACAACAAUAAACACUGCUGGUCAUCUACGGUAUCCAGGAGUCUUGACCAAGUCUUGUAUUUGGAACAAAUUAAAUAGGCAAGGACGAGAGAGUGAGACUGGCUAAUUGAACAACCCUCCCUUACUUUAAGGGAAACAUAGUUCGCAUGCGAAGGGCGAACAAUAUCAUAGAUACCCAAAGGCCUAAGUUGGGGGCGGAGUUGAAGGUAACACCCACCCCCACCCACAUUUGUUUUAUAGGAAACAUAGUUCGCAUGCGAAGGGCGAACAAUAUCAUAGAUACCCAAAGGCCUAAGUUGGGGGCGGAGUUGAAGGUAACACCCCCCCCCCCCCCCCUUUCCCUUUUCCCCCACUUUUUUUUUUUUUUUUUUUUUUUUUUUUUUUUUUUUUUUUUUUUUUUUUUUGCAUACGAUGAAAACUGAAGACGGGUACCAGACAUUUUCAAGAAAGAAACUUGGUCGAACGAAAGUUUGGUUCUAUUGAGUUUUGGAAGAACAAAAUUUGUCGAUUUGUUUUGGGUUGUUUUUUUUUUUAGUCUGAGGAUGCGUGAUUUAGAAAUGGUGUGAUUUGUUCCAAGGAAAAUUUGGUAGAAUAUUUUUGUAUUUAAUAGUUUCACUGGAUGAAGUUGACCUUUCUUUGCCAACGUUAAUUAAUUCAGUGAAGCAUUAGAUCCAAAAAUAAAAUAAUCGAGACACCUAUACGUUAUUCACUUCCGAACUUGUUUGAAGUUUUCGCAUUUCCAAAAAUAAAAUAUCGUCACGCUGCUUCUCAGUCUUAGUAUACUCUUAAGCCAUGGGACUACUAGCCAGUUGCCCAGCGAUUCACGCUUCUGGGCCAGUGUGUCUCAAUCCAUUGUCCGCGGAACACUGGUACUCCGCGAAGCCACUGCAAGAGUUCCGCGAAGCCACUGCAAGAGUUCCGCGAAAAAAUCAAAUACAAAAAAUGAGAACAAUGCACAAAAAAAUCAUGACGUGUUGCUAUUGUAAUCAACAAACGCGAAUGACAAUUAUACUUUUUUGUCCAUUCUUAAAUUAAUUAAAUUUACGUGGCUAUGAUAUUGCACUGACCGACUCAGGAUUUAGGGUUCUGCUAAAGUUUGAAGUUUCCAGGGACUUGGUAGGUGGAUAACAAACUUGUUUGUUGUGCUGAAAUAGUAAACUGUUUCUUUAUUGAAUUAUUGGUUGUUAGUCGACGUGUCGUACCCUACGUUCUUAUACAUUGACCAUUAGGAUUUGUAAAAAUAGUCACUUUAAGCACAGAGAAUUUAUUCUUUCGAUGCUCACUUACAAUGUAAAUUGUGUAGCUCAUUUAAUGUACUAAUCGCUCACCGUCCAUGUCCGACUUCUGUUGUCAUUGUCAUUUUAUUCAAAAUAAAAUAUUUGUUUCGUUGUAUUAUCAAUUUUAUAUUUUUCAUAAAAUAUUUUUUUUUGCAAAAGUAAUGGAUAAUUUCAUCAUUAAAAAAUCUCGUCUUGAUAACAAUAAUGACAAGGCUAUAAUACUAACACUAGUAGAAAAAGAAGCAGAAGAUUUUUAAGAAUUGGGGAGCAACCUCGAAAUGUCAAUCACUUGUACGAUUCGGAUUCACCUGGAGCGGAGAUUUAGAUAUUAAGAUUAUCCGACUCGUACCUGCGUUUUGUGCGGAAAGAAACUUGCCGAUGGUGCUUCCUAAAUUUUUCAAUUGACGUUUAAAAAAAAUCGUUAUUUACAAAAUGAAGCAUUCUUUAAAAGGUUUUUGGAAACCCAAUUUAACAAACAAAAGUUGAAGAAAAAGAACGGGGAAAAGUAAUAGAAUUGAAAAAGAUCAACAUGCAUCGUUUCAAAUUGCCGAGCUAGUUGCAUUAAAAUUAAAGAUAUCAGUCACACGAUCGCAGACUCUUUCAUUUUACCCGCCUGGUGUGAAAUGACACUUAUAUUUGGGGAAGAAGAAAAGGACAUUUUCAAGAUUCUGCGAAGCAGCAUUUUCAACGAUGGUUAAUAUUUAAAAAAAAGGAAUGAGGGAGCCUGGGAUAUUUAGGGUAAUAAUUUAUUCGUCCUAAUAUUUCUGAAAUCUGCAAAGACCACCAACCUCAUGCAUCGCAUUAACUUUGAGAUUUAAAAAACAAUUUUAAUUAGUGUAAUUUUUAAAUAAAUAUAUUUGCAACAACCAUUAUCGGUAUUUGGGAACUUUUAUAAAAGUAACACUUAAGCUGGGGUGGCCAUCAUUUUAUAAAAGUAACACUUUUAAGCCGGGUUGGCCAACAUUUUAUAAAACAACGUAUUUAUUAAACUACAAAUAACGAAUUUGUUUAAACCCAACCAGGUCAAGGGUCACCAAAAGUGCUACUAGCAUCUCUCCUAUUGCUUCCCCGUUACGUUCAGACCAAUCUAUCCCAGCAAAUUGAAUGUGCAAGUGUGAAUGUUUGAACAUUUUCUAGGACCCCCCCCCCUCCCAAAACCCCAUCUCAUGUUUCCUUCGGGUGCCUUCUGCGCCUCCCCCCCCCCCACAGCAAUGGUACAGCACCUAUUUAUCUACAAAAACAAAAAGGAACUGAAUGUUAGAAAUUAAUGUGAUUUUCUUGAAUUUAACAAUUAUGUAGUUGGAAUAUUUCGCUAAACUGUGGCCAAAAUCAUACCCUCAAAUUUGUUUGGGAGGGGCGGAUCUGAAACAACCGGAAUGAAUCUAUUUUUAUGUAUGGUGGGAGCGUUGGCUCUGAUAGAUGCCCUACCCCCCCCCCCCAAUUAACGCCUUAACACCCCCCCCCAAACUUUUACUGCACAUUGGUUGUUUUAUGCUUGUCUUUUUGUUAUUUUAAUUUAAAUUCGAACAAAUAUCCUCACUUUACACUCGCACCUCUUUGACUUAACUUUUUUUAUUCAAACAAACUUCCGUUCGAACAAAUUUAUUUCAAAACAAACUUCCAGAUAUGGAUGAAACCAACCUAAGUCCAAAAUUUUAAACUGAGCCAAACUGGGAAAAUGAUUAUACCUAUCCACAUAAUGAUUCUAUCUAUCCCAGGGGUCGGCAACCUUUUGAGACGGAAGAGCCAAAAGUUACAAUUUACAAAAUUACCCAGUUUUUAAGAGCCACUAACAUUUUUAUUUCAAUAUAAUUAUUUGCGCAUGGAACUGGAGAGCCGCAUCUGGGCAUCAAAAGACCCGCAUGCGGCUCGCGAGCCACAGGUUCCGACCCCUGACCUAUCCACAUGAUUCUAUCUAUCCAAAUAAUGAUUCUACCUAUCAACAUAUUGAUUCUACCUAUCCACCACAUAUUGAUUCUACCUAUCAACAUAUUGAUUCUACCUAUCAACAUAAUGAUUCUGCCUAUCCACAUAAUGAUUCUGCCUAUCAACAUAAUGAUUCUGCCUAUCAACAUAAUGAUUCUGCCUAUCAACAUAAUGAUUCUGCCUAUCCACAUGAUUCUGCCUAUCCACAUGAUGAUUCUACCUAUCCACAUGAUUCUACCUAUCCACAUGAUUCUACAUAUCCACAUAAUGAUUCUACCUAUCCACAUAAUGAUUCUACCUAUCCACAUGUUACUUGACUACCAGCUGUCUACGUCUCAAUGCUUAACUUGUCUGGGAUUGAGCGGCAUAAUUGCACUGUAUGUUUGAGUUUGGUUGUUUUUCUAAACCCCGGAACAGUUUUCAGAAGCAUCACCUUCUAACCUUAAAAGAAGAAACAUUAACAAGGUCGUUGACCUCUUACUAACCUUGAUAAGGUUUUCUUUUUCAACAAGUCUCUAAUCUGUCGUCUGACAAUCAUCACUGAAGUGUUUACGAAAGUUGGACACACGAGCAAUCCAUGUCCCGAUAGAAGUGCAGGUGACCUAUUUCGGGGGGUGGCAUUUUUCGUUCAUUUUCUUUCACUAUACACUACUGUGUGUAGUUUAAUUUGUCGUGUAUUCUGUAAGUGGUUUUUGUUUAUGAUGAGGGAUCGCGAAAUCAAGGACCAGCCCAAACGUCACAAACUCUCUCACUACCUCUGUGUGAAGAAGCGCUGUGACCUCGAAGUCAAUGUCAUAAUCUAAGAUUGAUAAUGAGUAGUAAGGAAACGUGAUACAAACUUUCUGUAAACAUAUUAGAAUGAUUAUUUAUCUGUCAUAUAUGAAUUGUAUAGUUUGAAGUUUAAAGCAUUUUAUGACAAAUGUGUUUUGCAUUAGAAAUUUCACGAUGGAGCUUAAUACAUUAUACAAUUCAGCAUCAGUUGCCAAAGAUAGACUUCUUACUUGGCCGUUAGCUCCUUAUUUGCCCGUUAGCAUCUUACUUGGUUGGUUGAUACGGUGACCAGAUUUUUCUGGGGGUAACCUGAACCAUGUUAAUGACAACCCCCCCCCCCACCCCCAAGCCUAAAACCUGUUCGAGUAAAAAAUUGACCUAACGACACGCUUCCCUGAAGAGCAAAGAAUCACAUUAGAGUCAGCGGCGUAGCGAGGGGGGGGCAGAUGUCCCUGGGCGCCAGAUAGUUAGGGGCGCCAAAAUGUGCUUUGAUAUUAUUUUAUUGAUGAAAAUAAUGGGUUUGAGAGUUACAAAAAAGAAAAAUGGGGCGCUUUAAAAUUGAUCUUGUCCCAUGGGCGACAAACACCCUCGCUACGCCUCUGAUUAGAGUCAAUGAUAUGAACUACUACUAUGUUACGGACGUACCGAAUCAUUACGUUGGAUUAAAAGGAAUCGGGCAGGCGAAAUUUUUAAUUGUGAACAAUAAAGUAGAAAAGUACCAGAAGUGUUUCGUAAGUACAUUAUUAAUAAUUAAUACUUUGCGUCUGGGACCGAAUGUGACACAUUUUGCUAGGUUCAUAAAAAGAGAAAGGAGCUUAAAAACCACUAACAAUUGACAUGUUGUUAAAAAAUAAUAAGAAAUUAACACAACCGACGUAAGUCAGAAGUAUGAGGCACCAACAACUGAAAUGUAAUUAUUAAUUUCAUCAUCAUGACACACUCAAUAUUUCUCAGAUGAGUGGAUAGCUCUCCGGACAUCAGGGUUUUAAAUAACAGAUCAUAAAACUUGUCGAAGGAAUCACUGAAAUAGCAUUCGAAGGAAUCACUGAAAUAGCAUUCGACAACCAGCAGAUGUUUUAAGGUAUCAGCUUUGACAACCAGCGUAUGUUUCAACGUGUCAACUUUGACUUGCGAUUAAUCUGGUGUCCACGUGUUAAUGGGAGGAAAGACUCUUCCAGUGGGAUCAUUCUUCCCUCUCCUGGGCAAAGUACCCAUUCGUAACACCACCACCACCACAGGCCAGGACAUUUCCUGACUUCCGGAGGAGGACGCCCGGGGGAUGAUGUGAAAAUUAGGACUGUCCCGAAUAAACCGGGACGCCUGCUCACCGUCGGGUCCCGAAUAAACCGGGACGCCUGGUCACCGUCGGGUCCCGAAUAAACCGGGAGUCUGGUCACCGUCGGGUCCCGAAUAAACCGGGACGUCUGGUCACCGUCGGGUCCAGAAUAAACCGGGACGUCUGGUCACCGUCGGGUCCCGAAUAAACCGGGACGUCUGGUCCCCGUCGGGUCCAGAAUAAACCGGGACGUCUGGUCACCGUCGGGUCCCGAAUAAACCGGGACGUCUGGUCACCGUCGGGUCCCGAAUAAACCGGGACGUCUGGUCACCGUCGGGGUUGAGCUUUUUUCACAAAUGAUUUAUCUCCUUCCCAAAAGCAUCGUUUCCACCCUUUUUAUAAUUUGACUCAUUUUCACCCCGACACCUUUUGGAUGUAAAGCACAAGUGCUACGAUUACUCCUAUUACUAUUUUUAAAAAGAAAAACCGCUGCUAUUUUAUGUAAAGGCGUAUAGUUACAUUCUGAAUAGAUUUUUCUCUUAAUACCGCAAACGAAUUUACCGCCUUUUUGUUGUUUUUUUCCCAUGCACACAACCUUCUAUAACCUAAACCCAGCUGUCAUCAAACCAUAAUUGAAAUGUCAUUAAGGCGACAAUGAUACCUGAUGUUCCGUUAUGAAAUGCAAAUGAUAGUGAUUUAAGUAUCUAAUGCCCAUGAACCAGCUCAAAAGCUUGUUUGUUGUUUUUUGUUAUUUUGUUUGUAAAUGUUAUGGCAUGUUUGGAUCAAGUCUGACAGGGCCUGGGAUCCACUUUUCCUACACCUACCAAUUAAUUCCCAAUUUGCUGGUUGUCUGUGGUUUAUGCACAGGUAUCUAAUAUCAGGUAUCAUUAUCCUGAAUGACCAUGUACAGUAUACAGGGUUUCUUUCAGCUAUAUUUUCAGGGGGGCAUAUUGCCCCCCCCCCCCCCGAAAGCCCAGCUCCCCCCCCCCCCCCCCCAAAAAAAAUUCCAAAAAAAAAACCACCGGAAAUGGCGGGGCCGCCCCCCCCCCCGAAAAAACUUGAGGGGCCGGGGGGGGGGGGGGAAUUUCUGUAAGAAACACUGACAGUAUAUCAUUUUGAAUAUAAGUUCUGACUUAUACAAAGCCAAUUUCAUAAUUUGUAAUGAAAAUAAUCACGUAAUGAUGCAAGUCCCUCUAUUUCUAGUUAACUCUUGCUUAUCCUAAAAACCCUAUUGCUUGAUUAACCUUUCAUAAACUCAAAUUUGAUGUUUUAGUUCCACUUUGCUAUAUAUCAGUUUAUUAAUGGAGCAAAGUCCAUCUGGUGUUUCAACUGUUCCAUCAGUAAUACAUUUGUGUGCACUGAUAGCUUGAUUUAUUUACUCAGACUCUUAAUUGAUUUUCUUAACCACUUUUCAUGCUCUGUUACCUUAAAUUAUAAAAUAAAGUACAAUUAAAUGUUUUUAAAGCCACGAGUGCUAGUGAUUUUUGUUUCAAAUAAUUUUCUUUAAAAAGCUAUUUCCAUUUCCUAACCUAAAACGACUAAUGUUGAUCUUCAAAAAUUAUAAUUUAACUUUCGUCUCUAUAGCUUCUCAAGGAAAACAAUCUUGAAUUCGACAUUGCUUUUACCAGUGUAUUGAAGAGGGCUAUUAAAACAUUGUACUACAUUCAAGAACAAUUAGAUUGUCAUUGGCUCCCCGUUGUUAAAUCAUGGCGCCUAAAUGAAAGACAUUAUGGGGCUCUGCAAGGCCUUCACAAAUCUGAAACGGCUGAAAAAUAUGGAGAGGCUCAAGUAAAGGUGUUGUAUAAUUUUUUUUAAAAUUCUCCAAUAACUUCUCAAAAAAGUUUAAUGUUGCAAGAUUUGUCUCCCUUUAAAAGAUCAAGAUUUUCAAAUUGUAUUGUGACGAAAUGUAUAAAAAUAAUUCUUGAAACCAGAGUUUCACCUGUAACAGAGAGGACGACACAAAUGUAGUAAAUCUUAUUGCUGUGAAUCUUUUUUUAAAAAAGAAAAAGGAAACAAACUAAAAAAAAAAUUAAUAAAUGGAUUUUUAAAAUUAUUUUUGGCAAAAAAAAUGGAAUAAAUUGUUCCUUGCAUCCAAAAUGUAAAGAAACAAAUCCUGUAUCUCCUCAAUGUAUUUUUCAGCUUUGGAGGAGAUCUUAUGAUGUUAGACCUCCCCCGUUAGACAGAAAUGACGAACGGUGGCCUGGUAAAGCUAGGCAGUAUGCUGUAAGUUCUUAACACAAUCUAAAACUAAAAGUUAAGUUUCACUUUGUAUGCUAUUGCUAUUUGUUUUGAAGAUAAAAUAGUGUUCCUACAAGCAAAAUUAAACUAUUUUACUGCAGGCCAUGGACCAGGGCAUGAUUCCAACAACCGAAAGCUUAAAAGACACAAUUCAUCGAACUCUGCCAUGCUGGUAUGACCAAAUAGUUCCAGCCAUUAAGGUCAGCACUGGAUUUAUUGAAAGAUUGCGUUUGUUUUUAAAUAUGAAUGACCGUUAAAUAAGACAGGUUAUCAUUUAUUGUUUUUUAAAUUUCUAUUAAGAAAGUGAUUUAAUCUUUCAAUCCAAAUUUACUUUUAUCUGUUACAAGCAGUUUUAUAGAUACUAGAUUAAUUUUUAAUACUUACAGAUACUGAAUUUUGUGACCUUUCAUUUUACGCCUGUAAUAUGAAAUUGUUUUAAAAAUGACCCUUGAAUCAUAUAUACUAAAUGUGCUCCUUAUCUCUCUUAUUUUACAGUGUGGGAAAAAAGUUUUAAUCAUUGCUCAUGGCAACAGUUUAAGAGGCAUCAUCAAAUAUCUGGAUAAGGUUUCAGAUGAUGACAUAGUCAGUUAUGAGGUUCCAACAGGUAUCCACUUUUUACUUUAUCUGAAUUCUGAUUGCUUGUUCAUUUAAAAAUAUACCCAAUAGUUAGCUUUUCAUUGAUACGUGUAUAAACUCAGUUGAUGGCAAUGAGUUUUAAUUUUUAUUGGCAAACUCUUUUUUAAAAAGUAAAAGUAAUCCCCUCACAUUCAUAAUUUUUACUAUUCUUUUUCUUCUAGGCAUUCCAAUGGUAUAUGAGCUGGAUGAAGAUCUCCAGCCUGUCAAGCGCUACUAUCUGGCAUCAGACGAGGAAGUGGCAGAGGCUCAAGCCCUUAUAGCAAAUCAAGGGAAAAUAAUUCAGAAAUGAAUCUAGUUUUAAUACCUUAAAAAUUCCUGUUAAAUACUUUUGGGGACUUUUACCUUAAAUUAUCACUGGGUGUGUCUGCAUUUGUAAUGUUAAAUGCAUCUUGACUGAUUUCCGGUUUUUCUCCUUUUGAUAUGUGACAAAAUGGCUAUUCAUUGCACACAAUUUCACUUAUUGUUUCUUUUUUGUUGAAGCGCACACUUUUUUUUCUCUUUCUUUUGUUGUAGCGCACCUUUUUUUUUGUCAAAUUAAAUUUUGUCAAAUUUUCAACAUGGUUGUUUCUUUAUUUCACCAUGGUUAAGAUGAUUUAAAGGAAUCAAUAAAAAGUAAAAUGGUGAUCAGCUGUGUAUUUAUUUUUCCCAAAAUGGAAAUUAAUGGCUUAAAACAGUUAAACUAAACAUCAAGUGAACAAGUGAAAAUUAAGGCAACAUAAGUGAUGACCAAUUUUAAAGAAAGAAAUUUGAAAGGAGCAUCCAUACUUUUCCUGGAUUCAUUUUUAAUAAACUAUCGGUACCGGUACUUCCCUGAAAUAAGUUUAGUUUAAAUAUAAAUGCAAAAAAAUUAUUUGUAGUACUUCAUUAUUUCUUUAAUUCCAGUGGUAGUUGAAAAAUAUUCAUUUACAGCACUGACGCUUAGAUAACACGAAGGGACUUUAUUAAAAGAUGUCAUUAUUUCAAUAAUAGUUAUGGCCCUUAGAAAGAGGUAGCCUUAUGGCUCAAUGACAAGGGGAUAUUAAUACAUUGGACUGGUUGAAGAAAAAUCAAAUGAUAAAAAUAUAGUUAUAUCUUAAGGUGUAGUGUUAAAUCUAGUAAAAGUUACAGCAUUUUGACAUGUUAAAAAAGGCUUACAGUUUAAUAUGUCCCAUCAAUUUUAGUAAGUCAUAGGAUGGGGAUACCAGUCCCAUUUUAUUUAUUUAUUUUAAAAAACUUUUAUGCGAUAUGAGUCCAAAUAUAUUUUUUAGAUAUACGUAUAAAAGUCAGAUUUUUUAAAACUGAAAUUUAAGCAGCUUAUUGAAAAAAAACUUAAUGUAAUGUAGAGCUAAAUUUAAUUUAAAUGUAUACUGGGACUUUGAUCCAUUUCAUGAAAAUCCAUCUGGUAUACUUAUUGUGACAACCUUUCUAGAGGAUCAUCUAAGGCCCAAAACAUAUUUGAUGCUGUUUGGUCUACUCAUCUGUAGGGAGAGUUAUUUCCCCUGGCAUUUAAACUAAAAUUAGAUUAAUUAAAUCCUACAGAAAUAGUUCAUACCAAUUUUGAAUACACCAAAGAUAUUUUAAAAUUGUAUUACCUCUCACAUUCAUAAAAAGGGGCUAAACAAAUCAAUUCUUCCGGAAUUCAAGAUUUAAGUAUGUGGAUUUUUUUUUUUCCCCCCACAUAAAGUUUAAGACCAAAUUUUUAUAGAACCAAUCUUGAUUUAUUGGGGGAAUUUAUCAGUUUUCCAGCUUUUAGAAAUCUAUGACAGAAUAUGUAUGGCAAUAUAUCCAUUUUGAUCAAAUAUAAUAUUACUCUGUCUUGGCAAAAUCUUUUUUAAAUAUAUUGAUUCAAAUAUUGGUUUUCAUUUUAUUAAUGAAAUAAUAACUUUUAUCAAGUCAUACAUCAAACAUUUACUUCAAAUCAUCUUUGCACAUCAAUUAUUAAAUAUCUGAAUUUUAAAAUUCCUUGCAGUAAUUGUCAUGAAACGCAUGACAAAAAAAAUUAGGCACAUUUUGUUAUUACCAUACUGAAAUUAUCAAAAUAAAGAAAAGUGAUUUUAUCAUAACAUUUAGUAAACAGAACAAAGAUUGCUUGCUUCAUAUUUAUAUUUGGAAUAAAGAUUUACAUAACUACCCGGUAUUUAAAAUUAUAAUUAAUAUUGAAUUAUAUUAAAUGUUAAUACAUGUGAAAAUUAACUCUCAUACCAAUGUAUGAGACUAUGUAAGACUUAUAUGUAAAGAUGUUUUUGUACACAGAUCUUAGUAUUGAGUUAGUGUAAAAUCAAAGUUAUAAUUUGGUGAAUCUUCAUUUGGAAAUAAAAAAGGAAUGACAAAAGAAGAAAUGUUAAAAAUAAAUUUUUGGGUAAAAAAACUCAUCUCUGGGUUUUCUACCUUCUCAAGAAUAGAUUUCAUGUUUUCUUAUUAUAAUUUUAAAAAAUGAAAUUUUCAUUGGGCUAAAGUUUAAAUACUGACUCUUGACAGAAAUAUCCAAGGUUUUAGAAAAGAAGCAUUUUUUUUUUACUUACAUGCCUUUUUUCCUCAUUAGCACAUUUGAACACUAAUUAUUUGGAACAAGCAAAAAUAAUAAUACAAAACAUGUGCAUUAAGUCUACCAUUUGUAAAGAUCUCGCAUUUUAAACAAGUUUAUGUUAUAAAUUAAUUAUGAGUUGAAAUUUUUCAUUAUUAUAUUACUUUGAGCUGUUGAGUUCUGUAUUAAAGAGAAAGUUUUAUGAAAUGGAAAACUAGAAAUUCAAUUUAAUAUAACCAGUUCACUUUUGCAUUCAAAAUAGAUUUAUUUGGUAUUUGACACCCUUGUGGACUUAAGAGGUAGGCCUAUUUUAUUUUGUAUUUAUCAUUUUGCAAAUGAAAUAAAUGGGUCAAAAUACUUAUGUAUUAACAAAACUAUAGCAAGGACAUUUUUUAAUCAUUUAAAUAUUUGUGAACUAAUUAACAUGAAUAUGCAUCUACAUUUAGCACAUAUAUAUUUCCAUCUUUUGCCAUUGCUUUUAUAUUCCAACAAAUUCAUUUACCUUUAUUUACUUCAGUUUUAUUAUGGUAUAUUACAUUUAUUACUUUCACCAUCAUUCACAAAAAAUGGAAGCACACUUGGUUUUCUUCAUCCCCUUAGUAAAAAAUAGUUUAAAAGAUUUAUGUUAAUA